Molecule: messenger RNA, 417 nt
Organism: Peronospora belbahrii
Lineage: Eukaryota; Oomycota; Peronosporomycetes; Peronosporales; Peronosporaceae
Source: the annotation of a GenBank genome assembly
AUGGAGUUACGUUUCCGUGGUAAAACUAAUACCGAGGAUACUGUCGGGUUCUGGCUUUGUGAAGCUGAAUGGGAGCUUCUAGACGUAUUAGAAGACAAGGAAUUACAUUUUCUGAACGAAUCUACGGGUCUUGUCAUACCUCAAGAUGAAGCAAUUGCAAAAUCUAUAUCCGAUCGUGAUGUUGUACGACUUUGUUCGACGGUAGAACUAGAAGCGCUACAGGAAAAGUUUGCAACACGUGACCAGGAAGUGACGAAUGAGAUGAUGAAUUCUAAGGCUACAACACCAAUUGGUGCGGCGCUGUCCCGACUCAAGAAAAUUGGCGCUUCGAACCCGACGCUUAUGAAACUGCAAAUUUCAAUAGAUACUAACAACUUAGAUAAAUUCACUCAAAUAGUGCGUAAUGCUAACACAUGA